CACACACACACACACACACACAUACACACAAACACACCCACACGUGCUCGCAGUCACACACGCGCAGUACUGUCAGGAGUGCCGCUGCUGGACCACAGCCAUCUCGCGAAGGAGGUUCCAGCGGAGGGAAGAGAAAGCCAGAGCGAGUGCGAGACAAAGGGAAGGAGGACGGUAGAAGGAGAGGAGCGAAUAGGAGAGCGGGGACCGGCACAAGGAAGCAGAGACCCGGCGCUUUGUGAAGAACAGAAAACGAGGAACAGGAGGAGGGAGGAGGAGAGAAGAAAAAAAGAGGAGGGGGAACAGGAAACGCGAUCACUUUCAGCUGCAGCGGUCCGUGUCGCAGCAUGGGCAAUGCACCAUCCCAAGCCAACGCCGGGGCCUGUUUUCCUAAGCAAGAUCCCGAGCGUGGUGGCAGUCACAUGAUCUCCACAGAUGACUUGGAGUAUCCUCGGGAGUACCGGACGCUGGGGAACAGCGCUCGGCGCUUCUCCAAUGUGGGCCUGGUGCACACGUCAGAGCACCGCCACACUGUCAGCGCUGCCCAGAGCCUGGAGGCCUUGACCAACCUCCACAAGGCUGACAUGGAACGCAAGAGGGACGCCUUCAUGGAUCACUUGAAGAGCAAGUACCAGCAGCAGCAGCAGCUGCAGCAUCCACACCACAGCCCACACCACAACCCUCCAUCGCCCUCACCUUCCCAUGCCAGCAUGAGGGGUACAUCAGAGCGGUCUGCGCGAGAACAGGUACGCAAUGAGCAACAGCCCAACUACUGGAGCUUUAAGAGCCGCAGUCCACGGCAUUCCCAGUCUACCCAGUCUGGGCUUGCCGACCAGGCCGCCAAGCUCUCCUUUGCCUCUGCUGAAUCCUUGGAGACCAUGUCGGAAGCCGACAUCCCCAUCGGGUUCAACCGGAUGAACCGUUUUCGCCAGAGCCUGCCAUUGUCCCGCUCUGCCAGCCAGAAUAAACUACGAUCUCCAGAUGAAUUUUCAGGCGUGCUGUUCCUGCAGUACGGAGAUGAGACCCGUCGGGUGCACAUUACCCACGAGCUGAGCAGCCUGGACACGUUGCACGCGCUCAUCGUGCACAUGUUCCCUCAGAAGUUGACAGCAGGUAUGCUAAAGUCACCCAACAUGGCCAUCUUGAUCAAGGACGAGGCGCGCAACGUCUUCUACGAGCUGGAGGACGUCCGGGACAUCCAGGACCGCAGUAUUAUCAAGAUUUACCGCAAAGAGCCCAUCUACGCUUCUUACCCUGCUGCUGCACACCUGGCUAACGGAGACCUGAGGAGGGAGAUGGUGUACUCCUCUCGUGACUCCUCCCCAACUCGCCGCCUCAACACCCUGCCCUCCUCUUCAGCCUCAGCGUCCUCUGGCUCUCCAUCCCGUUCACGCCUCUCCUACAGCGGGGGCCGUCCUCCAUCUUUCAGCGGGUCCCAUUCCCAGCAUGAUCAGCCUCGUCAUCCCCACCAUCCUGCAGCUGGCCACGCUGCCAACGCAGGCCUGUCUCCUUCGCCCAGCGCCAUCCUGGAGCGCCGCGACGUCAAGCCUGACGAGGAAGUUUCUGCAAAAAACAUGGCGCUGAUGAAGAAUGAGUCACUGUAUGCAGAUCCCUAUAGCCUGAUGCAUGAAGGCCGGCUCAGUAUAGCCUCCACCCAGUCAUUAGCUGCCAUUGGAGACCCCUUUAGCUUCCCUGUUUCCAGUGGCCUGUACCGCCGUGGCUCUGUGCGCUCACUCAGCACCUACUCAGCCGCUGCUCUUCAGGGGGACCUGGAUGACUCCCUCUACAAGCCUGGAGGUUCGCUGUACUCUGACACUUACUCCUCAGCCACUCUGGGCAUGGGUUUUCGCAUGCCACCCUCAUCCCCGCAGAAGAUUCCAGACAUGCAGCUGAGAGACAGGGACUCGUAUUCCAGCUCACCUAGCAGAGCUUCACCUGUCAGGCAGACCUUCCGGAAGGACUCAGCCUCCUCCUCUGUGUUUGUGGAGAGCCCGAAGUCAAGGCCCAGCUCCAGUUCAGAGCCUCUGUGUUUGACAGCCGGUCCCGGGGAGGCCGGCAGGGCCACGCCUGGCUUUGGUUCUUCAAUGUCUGGACAAGACCCCGACAGCAGCAGGGAUCACCGUCUGGAGCGUAUGGAGGCAAUGGAGAAGCAAAUAGCCAGCCUUACUGGUCUGGUCCAGAGUGUGCUGACCAGAGCACCAGACAGUGACAGCACAUGUGGCCUGCUGCGUCUCUGCAUGAUGGCGGGCUGCCCUCCGGACCAAGGGACGGAGUUCUCACGGCCAUUACCUUUCUCUUCCAGCGAGAAGACCGAAACCAACAGCGACGGCUCCGCCACUGGAACUGGACGGCUGAAGAAGAAAGCUCAUACCCCAUCCGCACCUCUAGCUCUGAUGCCGCCGCCACCGUCUAACACAAUCCAGGUGAACAGCGUCGGCCGCUUGCAAAUGCAGCUCCACCUGCAGGGCCUGCAACAAAAUGCCACCGACCUGCGCAAACAGCUCACCCAGCUACGCAAGACACAGCUGGAGAACCAGGAUUCAGUGCGAACUCUGCUGAAGCGAACAGAAGCGGAGCUGAAUGUGCGUGUGGCCGAUGCCCUGAGGAAGCAGGAGGAUCCUCUGCAGAGACAGCGCCUCCUCGUGGAGGAGGAGAGACUCAAGUACCUCAACGAGGAGGAGCUCAUUAUCCAACAGCUGCACGACCUAGAGAAGUCAGUGGAGGAGAUCCAGAAGGAGUCGUCUGUCAACCACAAGCUGGUGACAGUGCAGGAGCUGGAGGAGAAGGCCACAGUUCUGAGAAAGCUGGGAGAAACACUCACAGAGCUGAAAAAUCAGUUCCCAAGCCUGCAAAGUAAGAUGCGGGUGGUGCUCAGGGUGGAAGUGGAGGCUGUGAAAUUCCUGAAAGAGGAGCCACACAGGCUUGACGCCCUGUUAAAACGCUGCAAGACUAUAACGGAUACCCUCGCCACCAUGCGCAAACAAGCAAAUGAGGGGGUGUGGAAGAAGCAGGAGGACUUCUCUAGUCCUUCGUCAAAGCACAACGAUGACUUGCGAAAGUUUUCAGACUUUGACAUCCCCACCAGUCCACCACUCACCAUCAAUGACCUUGGGGGAGGCAACAGCCUGUCCAACUGGAGCCCCCAUUCCAGCCUCAGCCGUGGACACGGGAACCCGUCCGGCCCACACAAGGACAAUCAUCCUCCUGUUCCUCACAAGGGCAAAGCCCUUGAGGAGCUGGAGCGCCGCGCUGCUGCUGACAAAGCGUUGUCCGUGGAGGUCCGGCUGGCAGCAGAGCGGGACUGGGAGGAAAAGCGGGCCAGUCUGACACAGUACAGCGCCCAGGACAUCAACCGAUUGCUGGAGGAGACCCAGGCUGAGUUAAUGAAAGCUAUUCCAGACCUUGACUUUGCUGCCAAGCAGAUCAAGCCUUCCUCCAACACACCAUCCUCCCAGAACUCCCAGUGUGUGGCAGGAACCCCAGAGCACCGCGUCAGCAAGCCCCAGCACAAGCUCUCUGGGAAGGAGGGAGGAUCCAGGCGUGGCUCUGAUGAGCUGACAGUACCACGGUAUCGCACAGAGAAACCCUCCAAGUCUCCUCCCCCUCCACCACCUAGACGCAGUUUCCCAUCUUCUCCAGGAAUAACCAGUCGCAGUGGAGAGCCACUCAUUCCUGGCAAAAGUAUCAAGAAGUCUGAAUCUGAAGAGACUGAAGGCCAGAAGCCUCACGUGAAACUGAGGAGGGCCGUGUCAGAAAACCCUCGUCCUGCAUCCACGCCUCCCACGCUUGCCUCUGGAGACAAGGAGGAAAGAGAGGAGGAGAAAAUUGCUGCUGAAUUGGAGCUGUUUGAGAGAGCCCCGCUCAGGCUCACUCAGCCCCCUCCCCUUCCCUUACUCAUUAGCCCUCACAGCGGGAAAAGUGUACCCCCCUGCAGACCGGACCUAUGGCCUGCCGAGGCCCCAGGCACUGAGGGAAGGCGCUUGUCUCCUGUCCCCCACAUCGUGCUGACAAAGUGUUUCCCAACUUCACCCGAUGCCGCAGAGGAUCCUGUCAGAGAUUUAGCAAAUGAGCCUGUAGAAGAGAGACCAUCACGAGACUGGAGUAGUCAUAACACUGUCUACCAGACUCAACUUUCAAAGGAAAGGGGUUCAUUUGGAAGCCCUCCUCAGCGGGAGCGAAAGCAGCAUCGUUUUAAAGAGGAUAUGGAGUUAAAGCAGGGAGUUUCCCUGCUGUUGACUGAGCUGGAGGUGAGGGUGGUGUCACCUGUUGAGGUCCAGGAGCUCAGCAGCACUAGAGGAGGAGCUCUGCAGACUCUCACCAUCUCACCACAGACCAAAGAACUCUCUGAGGUCCAGCUGAGUGACCGGCCUCUCCUAGUGCUCUUCAGAGAGGACGAAACUGUCAAAGAGGCCUACAGGCGGCUACAUUCCCUUUUGGAGUCAAAGCCGGUGCCUAAGCCCAGAAUAAAAUCCUCCCUUCACUCAGGCCAGAAGAGCUCUCUGGUGGAGGCUCUGGGGAGAGGGAUGGAGACAGGAGAUAGGGUGCUGAUACUUCAGCACAACACUGAAAUUAAGACAAAUUCUGAGGUACAGCAGACUUCAGUUAAUACUACUCUUAAGUCCAGUGGUCCAGCCAGCUCUGUGGACAGUCAGUCCAACCAGAGCCAGAGGAAAAACAGCGAAGAUAUCCGACGCAGCACCUACAGGAGGCUGGACAGCUUGGAGGAGACUAUUCGUGAGCUAGAGAACACCUUGAUAGAGAUCAGUGGCCAUCCAGCUGCAGAGCAGCUCUACAGUGAGACAACUACCAAAUGCAGUCCUGUGCAAAUGACUGGCAGUCCGACCUCGGAGACGAACAAGCCCCCAGUCCCACCCAAGCCGUCCUCUUUGAGCUCAGCGUCAAUCCAGGGAGGGAAUGUUUCUGGUGUUGGAAAGGCUCUCCACUCAUCAGCUGCCUCCAAACUGAAGCACCUGCAGCAGAACAGCACAGAUAAGACUAAAAGCGGCAAACGAGAGGACUUCAUGAAGAUCCAGGGCCAACAGCAGCAGUGAGCGACCUGUCCGUGUCCAGCCUCUUCAGCUUCCACCUCCUCCUCCUCCUGUUUACCUGAUUAGAGAGAUACACACAUUCAUCUGACCCCUUUACUUUAAUCAGCUUCUCUUACAUCGCCAGUGUUUACUCCAAAAGCUACACCGAACCCCAAUCUGUCUGCAUUUGUGGAUGUGUGCGUGCGUGUGCAAGCAUGCAUGCACGGGCAUGUUUGACUGAAUUGGCAAGGGAAGGUGCAGCAGGGGACAGAACCCAGACAAUUUUAAGACUUUGAUUUUUCAUGAUUUCCCCUUUGAUCCCUGAAAACCUCCCCUCCCUCUUCCUGUCUUCUGUGUCCCUGCUCCGCCUGAAGGCCUUGGGGACCAACAGCACCAGUGGCAGUAUUGAGCCAUACCUCUCUGGUAUCAAAACAGGCGGCAUUUUCUCAGGCAGAGUGCCCUCUCCUGCAGCAGCGUUUGCCCCUGGCCUGAGGAAGUACCCCCAGGAGGGGGCAGUGCCCUCCCUGACAGCCUCCUCCAGCCAAGCAAAGGCCCUGCUAGCAAGCCUGUCUGCAUCUGGCCUGAACGCAGAGGCCCUGCUCCUCUCCUCCACCCUGCGUCAUCACCGCCUUCUACGUGAGCAGCGAGCCUCCUCCUUGCCCCUGCCCAGCAGCCAGUCAUCCUCUCCUCCUCCCCCUACUACCUCCUCUUCCUCCACCUCUUCACCCACCACCCCGACUCUUUCUCUCUCUCCUUCCUCUCCUACCUCUUUGACUUCCCUCACCCUCUCUUCUAUGGGUUUGAAGCGCAGCACUUGUAGCCUUGACAGCUCCACUCUCAACAGCUGCAAGGAGGGCGGCAGCAUUUCUGUGAAUAAGGACCUAACCCCCGGCAACCCUCGGUGAUGAAGAGGAGGAGGAUGAGGACGUCACAUCACGUCAUGAACCGUAAAGAGAAAGCAACUACAUUCUUCAGCAUUUUUUUAGUCAUAUUUUAUGUCAGGACUUUUUGGCUUAUUCUUCUUCUCUUUUUCACUCCAGUAUGCAUAGUUUCAUAUUUUCAUGGCAAGAACUACCGUACUGUAAACAGAGUCACAGUUUUCUUCUUGGACAAGUUGCCUACGCUUAUCCUCCUGUCCAUAGUUCCUCUGCAGUCCACCCACACAGUCAUACUGCCAGUUUGCCAGAUAGAGAGCGCACAAAUGGGCCUCCCCUCCAACCAGCUGCCUGCUAUAAGCUGAUGUGGUCUGGAUGGAUUUAUUGAGUAGCAGUCACAUAUAUAUACCCUCAUUCAGUGGGUUGAUAAUGGGGUAGACAUACUUUCUAGACUGUGACUUUUAUCGUAGAAAAUAGAGCUGCAAUAAUCACCAAGUGAGUCCAGUAAAUGUGUGUGUUCAGGAUAAUAUUGCUCUCACUCACUACCUGCAUCACCUGGCAGAACGUGAGCCUGCUCAGAAAAAAAAAAAAAUUAAAAGAAGAUCAAGGUGAUGAUUGUGGUUUCAAGCUGAUUUGUGUUUAAAAAAAAGGAAAAAAAGAAAAAAAAAGGCCAUUUGUGGAUUUUCUCACAUCAUCUGUGUUUUAAACUCUGAACUGGUGCUAUAUUUUCCCCUCCGUUUGUACACACUGUGUAAAGAGUUUACAUGAUUGUCCUCACUCCCCGAUCUUUGACCUGUGCUUUGUUGGAAGUGUACAUUCCACUGUCAGACAGUCUGCUUUGAUUUCAUGGCACACAUUUUGAAUAUAUACAUGCAUCCAUACAAAAUGAAAUCCUUGCAUCAUAAAAUAUGAUUAUUAUAACAAUUAUGACAAUUAAAAAAUGUAAUUUUCGGCCUAAAGUGUUCACAAAAGCACAUUAUAGGGGAGUCUGAUAAUAACAGCACAUUUCUAUUUGAAAUAGAACCAGGAGAUACAGUUACUCAAACAGAAGGGAAAAAUACAAAUGUUGAAUUUCUGUAUAUGUAUUAUCUAGUUAAUUAUGACAAUCAGGAUGUUUCCACUGUAGCAUCUCUCUGGCAUUUUAGCACCUGACAUUAGAAACCCUUUUCCAAAGACUCAAGCACACGCGGUGAUGAAUAACACACACAUUCUGUCACACACAUGCACUUGGAAAGCCAAGCUGUUUGUAGAAACGCACACUGGAUUUUUGUUUCAGCACGUCGUGUGUGAUGAUUCAUCUUUAAGUCACACCUGUCGCACCAGAGAUAAAAUAUCAGCCAGAGCAUGAUUUCAACCUUUACAGAAGCCGAGUGCUCUGCAGAGCGACAGAACAAGUAACUCUUGUUUCUUUUGACUCUUGUUUCUUUUGAACUUCAAAGUUGUUCUACUGGGAAUCCGCUUUCAGAGUUUUCAGCCAUUUGCAGGUCUUAUUGUAGAACAAGAACAAAAUGUAACUUUAACUACACUGGAUUGAUUGAUGGUUUUAACUCUUGAGUAGUGUUUGUAAGAUAAAGAGGCAGCAUUUAUUUAGAUUCAGAUGUCGUUUGACCUCAAAGCGCCUGAGAGGAGAAUAUAGAAAUAAAAAAUAAGCACAGUUUCCUCUCAAGCAUGUGACCCUUCUAAUUUUGUGAAUCUGGUUAACCAUGAAAAGCACAAAGGUACAAACGUUUCUCAAAGAACGAAGAAAGCAUCCGUGCAUAUUUGAAAUAUGGUUCAGUUACCAACAUUACUGCUACCUGCAUGUUCAAACAUUUAUGAAUGUUAGGCCUUUGGUGUGCUUUAAUGACAGACACGAUUUACAGCCCAUCAAAGGCCUGUCAGUGUAAACUCUGCACAAAAACCAUUGUGAAGCUCCCUGUUCUGUGUUAUUGCCUUAAAGCUGCCCACUGGGGACAUCACAAGGUGAACGGACAGUCAUAGACAAAGUGAUUUUUUUAUUUUUUUUAUUUUUUGUCAUUUACUAGAAUAAAAUUUGUUGAUUUUUUAAAUUUUCUUUGUAGCAUUGAGAUUAAAACAUGCAGAGGGGGUCGUGUCAAAGAGUAGGCAGCUUGAGGAGAAGGGAUUAGUUUGAGGACAUGUGUUUGAAGGCUACUUUGACCCAUCUCAUCCAGAGUGCUUGUGAUAUAAAAGACAUAAAGAGGUGAGACGAAAGGUCUGACAGUCAGAGAGCCAUUAAGCGGCUGUUAUGUCCCUGCCCCUCUCACUUUCACUUUGUCCUUGGUGUGCAGCGUCUGUGAAAUAAAAACUCAGUUGAGGUGAUCUUAGGAUAAAGUUUGAUUGGCCUCAAUUCAUGAACAGUAACAGUGCAAUAUGUAAUUAGCACUCUUUUCCAAAGGCUCUUGGCCUUUGUGAAAGGCCUGUUUGUCUGCAAGGACCUGUUACCAUGUUUAUCCCAGUGCCUCUAAGACUUUGUUCUUGCCACAAAUCCCCAGUUGAUCUUAUAUGACAGUAUUAGAUCAGCAGCAAUGACAGAAUAACACUUUUAUCCAAAGAAGAGGCUGCGGGAAUGGUCUUCUUCCUAUUUUCCGCAGGAAAAAAAAAGGGAAACAGCACUUGAAAUGCAGUGUGUGUCAGGUUGCAGAAGUGGCGUUUGACUAAACACUCCCCGAGCUCUUAACAAUGUACAAAACUGCAAACUCACAGCACAUGGAAUUAAGCUUCACCCUGGGUGCUCUGUAGCUCUGCCAGGCAGGUUCAAGCCCUGGGUUUCAUAUUGAGUGAAGUCAAAUGAAAGAAAUUCACUUACUCAUGCUGUUCCACACUCAAAUCCAUAACUCUCCGAGUUAAAUUUGCUGCAUUUGCGUCUGGUGAGCGUUGGGGAGGAAGUAUUCGCGCUUGGCUGCUUUCCCCGAGUAAAGUCUGAGAUGAAACCUCCCAGAAUUGCGUGACAGUGCUUUUUGGAAUGAUUUUUCAAGUGUUAGCAGGCUGUGAUUUCAACAUGGCUGGAGGCUUAGAGGGCAUGUCGAAGAAACUCACAGAGGAUGCCCUUGGCAAUCAGAAAAACUCAUGCAAACUUGAACUCAAACAUAGAAGAAAUAUACAUAUAUAAAUAUAUCUAAGUGAGAUGUUUGUGUAUGAUAUUAUAAUUGUGAAGAAAAGUGUGAUAUAUAUAUAGGCCUAGAUUAAAUUAUUAUAUACUGUAAAAUGUCAUCAUCUCUUCAGUUUUAUAUAUUAGUGACCGUUUUGUACAGAUUUUUCUUUUUUAUUCAUUGACAGAGAUAUUACAUUUCACACUGAGAUUAUUUAUUCAUACGCAGAACAUUUUUAUAUUUGUUUAAAAAUAUCUGUAUAGAUAACGGUUAACCUCUGUAAUAUACACUGAAGUUCAUUUUUAAAUUCUAGGAUUUUCUUUACAAACACUGAGUUUGAUUUUGUGUAAUGUUGAUUUAUGAAAAGCUUGUCCCUGAAAACACUCGUCCAGCUCGUCUGCACCUUUGCCUCCUUAUGUGAAGGGUCUAUUAAGGUGCAAGAGGCUGGACCAGUGCCUGUGCUUUGGGGCUUAUUUUGCUACUAUCUUUUAUGUUUCAAGGGGUUGUUUUCUGUACCCGUGGUCUGUUUGUUUUGUUUCACCCCAUCUUGUACUUGUAAUUCAGCUGGUAUUACUAAGUUGGAAAUGGUCAGAAACCCAGAUAUUGUGGUGACUACUGUGAAAGGUCAGUUUAUAGGCCCAAAGGCUUUAUAUAGAGCCUUGCUGCUGUGAGAAAAACAAGUUAAAUGGCUUUAAUUUCCCGCUGUGUCAUGUUUGCAUGUGAACAAGAGUGGUAAAAGUGGCAAAAGCAUUCAGAGACAACAGGUUCUUUAACAUUACAACUGGUGCCAGUACAUUUUGUUGCUUGUUCACUUCCAGUUGUUGCACCGAGCGGCUUUAAGUAGCAGUUAAGCUAAACCACAGAGGUUGUUAAAUCCACCAAGAAGGAGUAGUAAGGGAAAUAUAUGGAGUUAUAUGAAUUUAAAGUUUUAUCUCUUCCUUUGCCAUUCUAUCUUUUUUUUUUAUAUAAUGAACCUACAUUCUAUAGUAUGUAUAUGAGAUUUUUACAUGAAUGUGUGGAUGUUCAAAAAUCUUGGCAUCAAAAGUAGAAAAACAAAAUUGACUUGUAAAUAGGCCGAGUCAUUCCUAGCGAGUUCAACAAAUUGUUAUGUCCAAAAGAAGAUGUUUUAUUAAUAAACUAUGACGAUGGGUACAAAGGUAUAUACAAAACAAUGCAUGUAUAGUCUCAAGCAAUCGCACGGUGCAGUCGAAAAAAAAAUGUUGUCUACAUGUUUUCUCAGAAAAAUGAGAAAGAGCGAAAGAGAGGAGCAGUAUGUUAAAGGUCUACUAACAUGAAGAAUGAGACAUUAUUUUGGUAUCUGUGACACAGGCAUGUUCAGUCUUACUGUGAUGUUAUGUGACGAUGAAGAUGACGAUAAUGGCGGAGAGUGCUGAAUGUUUAGAAGGCUUCAGAAUGCUUGAACGCACCCCAACCAGAGAAGUCACCGGUGACGGUGUACUCUUUCCACAGAGUGAUUCUCCCAUUUGUAGAGUAGUGUGAUAUAAGAACAAAAAUAAUACAGAAACUAGAUCUAUAAUAUAAUGAUAUAUAAAUUUAAAAGCCUACUGAUACUGGAAAUAACUAAUUUAUCAGUGUGGAUGCCAUGAUAUUCUGUGAGAAAUGUGUGUGUUUUUCCUGUGAGAAGACAGUAGGCAGUUGAACCUGCCUUCUUUUGUACAUAAUUUGCUGUGAUUGUGUGUCCAAUAAAGUGCAGCUCUCUUGUACAGUGGCGACGUCUGAUCUUGCUUUAUAAUGAGUCAUUCAUGUCAGGAAACGAGCAAUGUUCUUCGGCAGAACAAAUGUUGCAUCACAUGUCAAGUAAUUUUGAAGAGGAAAUAGAAAAACAGAAAUAAUGGUUAAAAAAUAGGUUUAUUUUAAAACAAAGUCAUGAUUUUUUUAUCACUUAAUAGGCGAGAACACUACAUAUGCAGAGCAUACAAAACCAUGAGGUGCCACAGAAAUAUUCAGACUAUUUAAAGAAGAUUUAGAAUCAAAUUAAUCAACUGUUUCAUUAAAAAUAUCUAAUAGUACCAACUUAAAUGCUAUUUACACAUCAAAUUCACACUAGAA
This is a messenger RNA of Larimichthys crocea (large yellow croaker), 11058 nucleotides long. RefSeq names its product SRC kinase signaling inhibitor 1a (gene srcin1a). The record is from RefSeq and is a predicted model, not a curated record. The coding region runs from base 345 to 5048 and encodes 1567 amino acids. The transcript is spliced from 23 exons. Lineage: Eukaryota; Metazoa; Chordata; Actinopteri; Sciaenidae. Gene Ontology annotation, biological process: regulation of dendritic spine morphogenesis. Gene Ontology annotation, cellular component: actin cytoskeleton; cytoplasm; postsynaptic density.